Molecule: messenger RNA, 2604 nt
Organism: Drosophila obscura
Lineage: Eukaryota; Metazoa; Arthropoda; Insecta; Diptera; Drosophilidae
Product: cell death abnormality protein 1
Exons: 4
Coding region: 85-2217 (710 amino acids)
Source: RefSeq, a predicted model, not a curated record
AUCAUUUGACAAGUGUAUCUUAAAGUGAGCAGUUGCCCGAGCGCUUGGACCAGUGCUACCACUCGUGCUAGAUCAUUCCUGAAUAUGUGGGCCCUUGUGCUAAUAAUAAUCUCAGGUGUUGGCCUGCAGGCUCAGGCCUGUGUCGAUCGCGUGCCUCUAAUGAAAAUGCGGGGCACCCUGGUAACUAUGCGCAAAUAUCAGGGCUUGACUAAUUGCACUGGGAACUGUGGAUCCUUGGUGGGCAGACCUAGAACAGAGACGUACAUGUCGUAUGAAGACGUCUGCUGCGAAGGAUACAUUCGCAACGGCGAUGAUGAAUGCGUUCCCCAGUGCGUGAAUUGCGGCACCACUGGGAUAUGCCUCAGCCCUCAAGUUUGCCUGUGCGGCAAAGGCUUUGCCAAUCGGAACAAUCGCACCAUCUGUGAGCCAGAGUGCAGCGAGCCAUGUGUCAACGGCAGCUGCGUGGCGCCGGACGAGUGCCAGUGCCGGGAUGGGUAUCGCUUCCGCGAUGACUCUCGGACCGAGUGUGAGGCGGUUUGCUCGGUGGACUGCGAGAACGGGCACUGCCCAAACCCAACGACUUGCGUGUGCAACAUCGGCCAUCAGCGGGAUGAGGAGUUGAAGAAAUGUGUGCCCGUUUGCCAGGACGAGUGCCUAAAUGGCGACUGUGUGGGGCCGAACGAGUGCAAGUGUCACGCUGGCCACGAAAAGCGGGUGGCACAGCCCUGGAAAUGUGAUCCAAUCUGUUCGGGCGGGUGCAGCAAUGGGAUAUGCGUACAGCCGGAGAUCUGCUACUGUAAACUGGGAUACACCCGCAUUACCGAUCACAUUUCUUCCCGCUGCGUGCCGCUCUGCGAUCCUGCCUGCGUCAACGGCACUUGCAUCUCACCUGGUCACUGCGCCUGCUCCGAGGGCCAUGCCUUCGCCGACGACUCGCACAAUGUCUGCGUGCCCAGCUGUCGAGCGGGCUGCGAGAACGGGUUCUGCAGAUCCCCCGGCCAGUGCGAGUGCCACGAGGGAUACGUGCAGAGCUCACCACAUCGCUGCACCCCCGUUUGCAAUCCAUCCUGCGGGAGCAACUCGCGCUGCAUUGCGCCGGACACUUGCGCCUGCGACACCGGCCACGUCUUUGUGAAUGGCAGCAUAACGGAGUGCGAGCCCUUCUGUCCGCGAAGCUGUCGGAACGGCAUCUGCAGCAGUCCCGGGGUGUGCACCUGCCUGGAGGGCCAUCAGGCGUUGCUCUCCUUCUACUGCAUACCCAUAUGCACCAGACCCUGCAAACACGGAACCUGUGCCGCCCCCAACGAGUGUCGUUGCUUUAACGGCUACCGGCCCAGUCCCACCCAGGGGCCGAACGUCUGCGAGCCGAUUUGCAGCCAGGAAUGCGGAAAUGGCCGCUGCAUCGCUCCGGAGGUCUGCCAGUGCGAUUCUGGCCACUACAAGCGCUGGCCGACCGGCACCUGCCAGCCCUACUGCCCCCAGAAGUGUGUCAACAGCCACUGCGAGGGCUCCGGCCAGUGUCGCUGUUACGAGGGCUAUCGAAUGAGAGCCGGCUCCGACUCCAUCUGCGAUCCCGAGUGCUCUCCCAGCUGCAUCAACAGCACCUGCGUAGAGCCCAACAGCUGCGCCUGCCUCGAGGGCUACGAGGAUACCAGACUCCACUACCAGUGCGUCCCCAGCUGCCGACCACGCUGCGAAAACGGACGCUGCUCGGCCCCCGGCCAGUGCGAUUGCAGUCCGGGCCACGUGGUGACCAACUCCAGCCAGCCGCACAUUUGUCAACCUCAAUGCCAGAUGCAGUGCAUCAAUGCCGAGUGCCUCAGGCCGGAGACGUGCGUCUGUCUGGAUGGAUACAGGAUGCUUCCUUCCAGCACCAGCGAAUGCGAGCCCAUCUGCUCCCAAGGCUGCUUGCCGGGUCAGUUGUGCAUAGCCCCGGAGACCUGCGAGGGAUCGGUAGCGGGAUCGGGAUCGGAUCAGACCAGGUCUCUUCCCUCCACCGGCAAGCACAUCGCCUUCCACUGGACAAUGCUCAUCCUGGCCAUCCUCCUCUGCCUGGCCCUGGUGAUGACUCCGCUGCUGGUCGUAAGGGAGAUGCAGCGCCGUCGUCGCCCCAACGACAAGCAGCAAGUCCAUCUCAUCGAGAACCCCUCGUACGGUGUGAUUUUGGCCAACAGCGGGGAAGGGACCGUCGAGGAAGGCAUAGGCCUGGGGGACUAAAGAGCAUAGCCAUUUGUCUUAAUUUAAUUUCAAUGUUUACGGUUUGUUUUCGUCGCCAUGCUGGGCUUACACCAACUAAUGCUUGGUGUUCAUGAACACAUGAACAGGGGUACGAUUCCUACUUAUCGUACGAGUAGACCUAGGUAAAUAGUGGGCCUUAAGGCGCUAAGAUUUGAACUGACAGAAAAGGAGUUGUAGGGGAAAACGCACCGCUGACCUAAAUAAAUGUGCAACAGGCAGCGGGAGUUAUCUUCAACCUCACAUGAUAAAGUCCGUAAUGUGAGCGUGGACUCAUAAAGUAUCUGUAGACCUAAUUAAACAAUUGUAACCAGCAGAACUGUAUAUAAGCCGAACAUUUCUUCCGAAUAAAACUAGUACUCAUCGAAA